AUGAGGUCUGAGCCCUUUGACACUAUGGCAUCCCCAUCCUCCCAGAGUGAUAGUGCCGACACAGAGAUUAGCAGCUCUGAGUCCAACUUCAGCCUCUCUGUGGGCUAUUUUCCCGCACAGGACACAAACUCCUGUGAGGAAACAGGCCCAGAAAGUGAUUUUAUCCAUUUCCUCCCCCCUAUCCAAGGAGCAUGGCUAACUGAAAGCACAGGGAGAUCUAAAGGAAGAUAUAGCCAAGUUCACACCAGCCCAGAACAAUUUUCCAAGCUUAGCAUUACCCUAGCAUGGGAUAUUGAUCUGGGCCCUGACCAAUCAGACUCAGUAUCUGACUGGGGUUUAAACAGAGAAAAUAAGUGGGCAGGCAUUAAGCGAGAAAAAAAACCACACCGGACUAUGGGAAAGCUGGACUAUUUUGUUCAAGAGCUGGAAACAGACACUGGGAAAGAAGACACUCUUAUUCCUGGGUCACUUCCAACAGAAGACUCCCAGAUCACCACGGUUUCCCCUCCAGAAACCACUAAAACCACCACUAUGUCCAUCCAAGAUGACAGUAUGUCUCCAGAUUCUCCAACUGUUCAAUCUCCAGAAGCUAGACAUCUGGUCCAACCAGUCAUGCCACAGGAGUGCCAGCUCAAGGAAACAAAAGAGAUGGAGACUUGUCAAUACAGUAAGGAAACACCAAACUACAAGAACAAGAGAAGCUCUGAGGAAUCUUCCUCACUCUCCACAGGAAAGAGGGAGUACCAGCCUCCUCCUUCCCCAGGUAUACAGUCGCUGUCCUGUUUAAACAUAGGCCGGCUUCUCCGGUGGUUAAGGGAGCAAGUCAUUUCCUCACUCUCAGGGAGGGAGCAGUCCCAAAACAAGACCACUGAGAGCACAAAACUGCUAUCCCAGAAAAGACAGCGUUCAUGCAGAGUCCAACCCGAGGACACUCCAAAAUCUAACUACCAAUAG
Molecule: messenger RNA, 954 nt
Organism: Dromiciops gliroides (monito del monte)
Lineage: Eukaryota; Metazoa; Chordata; Mammalia; Microbiotheria; Microbiotheriidae
Gene: C5H12orf71
Product: chromosome 5 C12orf71 homolog
Exons: 2
Coding region: 1-954 (317 amino acids)
Source: RefSeq, a predicted model, not a curated record